AUGAGUGUCAAUGCUGCUGCAUCGACAUUACACAGUUCAUCCAAUAAGAUAUUUGUAUUGAAAACUGCGAACUGGUCCAUUAUUGAAUUGAUUUCAGGCCAACAAGCCAUCGAAGAACUAGAAAAAACCGAUGAUUUUGUCAAUAAUUUUAGCCAGUUCGAUUUAGAGUCUCGUGUAAGUGUAUCUUCACCAACAGUACAAGAUUAUUUCAAGUUUAUUGCACAACAAAUAUUGGUUUGGGAUGAAGAAUCAAGCCAGGUGAUGGCGUCGUGUAUUCAAUAUAUCAACACUACUUGUCUAGAACAACUGAAACUAUUAACUUAUCCACCACGAAUUUAUGUUGUAUUAACAAAUGGAAAAGAUGAAAAUAAUGCUGCAUAUUGCCGUAAUGAAAAUGUUAUUGUAAUGCCACUAACAAUUAUUCUUAAUAGGCAGAUGCGUAAAACAUUUAUUCACGAACUAUUUCAUAUAUGGAGUAAAUGGCAUACAAAUUCAACAAUUCGUGAUGAAUUAUAUGCAAGUAUUGGAUACUAUAAAAUACCAGUCAUGAAGUCAAUCGAAUUUCCAGCUAGUUUACAACAGCGAAAAAUAACUAAUCCAGAUGCACCAUUGGUUUUGAAAUAUUAUAUUGAAUUGAAAAAACUUGAAGAUGAAAAUGGAAAAACAUAUAAAUGCACACCAAUUUUACAAGCUUCUCGUGCUUUUAAUCCCAACUUUUCUACCAAUCUCUUUGAUUAUCUAGUGGCAACAACUUUGAUCUUAGAUGAUACGACAUUCGAACCGUUAGAACCAUUACAAUAUUUAUCAUACGCAGAAGCUAGUAAUUUUUUUGAUCAAAUCGGAAAUAAUACAACUUAUAUUAUACAUCCGGAAGAAAUUCUAGCAGAUAAUUUUGUAUUAUGGAUAAUGAACAAGGAUCAAUCAACAACAUUGGAAUCACCAACUGUUAUCUUGAGGAUGAAUGAUAUCAUUUCUAGUACUGUCAAUGAUAGAAACGAGUGUUGCUGA
Messenger RNA from Rotaria sordida, 1008 nucleotides. NCBI's taxonomy places the organism in Eukaryota, Metazoa, Rotifera, Eurotatoria, Philodinida, Philodinidae. The record is from the annotation of a GenBank genome assembly.